Molecule: messenger RNA, 332 nt
Organism: Enterobius vermicularis (human pinworm)
Lineage: Eukaryota; Metazoa; Nematoda; Chromadorea; Rhabditida; Oxyuridae
Source: the annotation of a GenBank genome assembly
AUGGGUGACGAAUGCAAAGCUUCUAAACAUAAUCGCUCUCUAAAUAUGAAGAAAGGUAAGGUCAGUGCAUUCGUUAAAAGAAACUCUGAAUGGCUACUGGACGGUGAACUUCCUACAGUGCGUGAACAAUGGAGCAGAAAGUGCCUUAAAGAAAGACAUUCGGCUUGUUCAACUUUUUCAAUUUUUGAAUUGAACAGUAACACCGAGAAGACUACGCUGUUGGUACUGAAUUAUAGUGAUGAUGAUGAUGAUUUCGACGUUGUUGAUUAUUUUGCCGUUUCUACUGAUGAUGAUGCUGAUGACGUGGAUGAAGGUGAGAAUAACUGUUAAGA